This is a messenger RNA of Mesocestoides corti, 1227 nucleotides long. Lineage: Eukaryota; Metazoa; Platyhelminthes; Cestoda; Cyclophyllidea; Mesocestoididae. The record is from the annotation of a GenBank genome assembly.
AUGAGUAUUUGCAACACCACUGAUGUGUACACUGCAGCCUCUGUAAUUGGUCAAGAACUCCAAUUACUGAUCGACGAACAUGGUCCUGAGGAUUUUGAAUCUUUAAUGGUUCGAAUCAUAAACGUGUUGGAGGAGCUGGAAUUCUGCGUCUGUCAGUCAGCUGAAGAUGAGCGUGAAAUUGAGGAACUUCAAGAGCUGCAUGAUGCACUCAAAAAAGAUAGGAAUGAAUCCGAGCUGCAGGACUUUGCAUUGGACUUGGAUCUUAUGCAACAAAGUUGGUACAACGAAACUCAAAAGCUGAUGGAUCGGAUUGCACUAUUGGAAACUGAAAAACAGCGUCUGAAAUACCAAUUAGAGAACGCUGAAGAGGAAGCCGAAACCCACAGACCUCAACAGCCCCGCGUUUCCGACCUCGUGUCGGGUAAGAUGUCGCACCAGCGUCCACCCAGCCUGCCUCUUAGGUCUGUUGAGGUAGAUAAAAUUAUCGCGCAAACCGAAGAACGACUUCUGCUGGCACAGCAGGAAAGUAGUGCUGCCGAUCUACAAUUGAUUUGCUUACUUAAAACUGGCCUGCUUAAUCAGGCUCGAGAGAUCAAAGAAACGAAGAAAGAAAUUCUUUUCGUGGAGGCCUAUUUGGAUGCGGCUGAAGAAGAGGUCUGUCGCCUUGCGCGGGAGUCCGGUCAAAAUAUGGCUAAGAAGUUUUCAACUCCAAUGAACCAACUUAACUCGGAACAGAUGGAGUUAGAAACGCAAUUGUGUAUUUGUGAACGCGAGCUUGAGGAGCUCUCCCUUCUGAUGGAGUGCAUGCAGCAGGUUGAAUCCCCAAUGAGUCCGCCAAUGCCAUUGCACAUUGCUCCCGGCCAGGGUCUCGAAUCAGCUGAAACGACGCGAGACCGAGUGGACCAGGACAGUCUUCUCGCAUUGGAGCAGUUGCGGAACUUGUUGUACAAACGUAACAAUCUGCGUUGUCGCCUGAUUGAAUUGAAAGCCAGCUUGGAUGCAAUUUCGAAAAAGGCGAAAGAGUGGGGUGGCUACUGUUCUCUUCAGCACCUCCUCCAGACGCUCCUGCAUGUGCUCCAGCUUUUUAUUUCCUACAUGCUUAUGCUGAUUAUCAUGACUUAUAAUGUGUACGUGUGCGUCGCUCUCCUCGUCGGUGCGGGUCUCGGCUACUUUCUUUUCUUCCGUAAUCAGUUUAUCAUCGUGGGAAAUAAGGAAUGCUGCCAUUGA